Molecule: messenger RNA, 308 nt
Organism: Rhagoletis zephyria (snowberry fruit fly)
Lineage: Eukaryota; Metazoa; Arthropoda; Insecta; Diptera; Tephritidae
Source: RefSeq, a predicted model, not a curated record
GAAGACAAAAAUAUCAGUCGACACAAAGUGCUGGUAAUAACGAUUUUGAUCUAUCGAACGAAUAUUCAGGUUCGGGUGAUGAUGCUAUUGCUGGACAUAAAUCUGAAAAUGGUGGCCAAUUGGGCUUUGAGCAAGUCGGCUAUGAAUGCUCUUAUGAAGUAGCUAUAGACUGGUUACAUUCAAUUCAAAUAGUUGGUGCAGAGUUAUCACGUCCCACGCAGCCAAUGAAGCUAUUGGAAAAGCAAAGCACAGAGAAUACGAAAGAAGCAGAUGGGCUUGAAAUAAAAAGCUAUCGCAUGACUGCAACG